This is a messenger RNA of Syngnathoides biaculeatus (alligator pipefish), 2940 nucleotides long. It is a transcript of the gene rundc1, whose product is annotated as RUN domain containing 1. Bases 389 to 2101 code for a protein of 570 amino acids. Lineage: Eukaryota; Metazoa; Chordata; Actinopteri; Syngnathiformes; Syngnathidae. The record is from RefSeq and is a predicted model, not a curated record. The transcript is spliced from 5 exons.
GGACACGCCCUAAUGCUUCCACAUCGGAAAAUAUGUGGCCUCAAUGUGGUGACGUUCAUAUGCACUGUAUCUCAGGAGCACUUCCUAAACCUAACUCCAACUAGUGAUUGUUUUUAUUUUGUACAAAAGUGUUACAUAAUUGAACGUCGUGUCGUUACUUCGCCAAAGCCUGCUCUUCCUGUAUUUCAAGAUCCAAUCAUGUUGCAGGAGAGCAAGUUCUGCCUAGAACACAAGUGGCAUUCAUAAAAACACCGCUGUGACGUAUGUUUCAUUCUGCAUCAAGAUGGCGAUACACCUGUUUCCAUAACGGCGAUCAGAUCUGUUUCCCAACCGCCAGUUAGCCAAUUAAAACUGUUAAACCGAGUGACAGUUGUUAUUAGGGGUGACUAUGUCCACGGAGGAGCUGUCGGCCUCGGACAGCGAGGCCGCGUUGGCUGGCGCCGGCGAGCGCUGGGCGCCGGUUGGCGCCGUGGCUAGCCCCGAAGAGGAGCGCGCGAGCGACGGCCACUCGAGGCGGAAAGGCUUGGUCGGCGGAGACAAUGUCCACGAGGAAACGGCCGGGCGGCUGAGGAAGCUGGAGGAGGAGCAGGAGCUGCUCAAUUCUUCCCUGCUGGCCCUCACGUCGCACUUUGCCCAGGUGCAGUUUCGACUCAAGCAGAUAGUCCACGCGCAGAGCGACGAGAAGGAGAAGAUGCUGACCGAGUUGGAGGAGUUCGCCUUCCGGGGCUGCCCGCAUGUGUUGGGUUGCGGGCCCCGGGGCGCCCAACACCUCCACAACACGAGCGAGCGGGAGAAGCGGGAGCGUUUGGAGGCUCAGCGGGAGAAGCAGAAAGAUCUCAUCUUCCAGCUCAAGACACAACUGGAUGAUCUGGAGCACUUCGCCUACCAGGAGGGCAGCUACGACUCGCUGCCGCAGUCUGUUGUCAUGGAGCGGCAGAAGGUGAUUAUCGACGAACUCAUCAAGAAGUUGGACGUAAACCUGAACGAGGACAUCGGCAACCUGUCGCCUGAGGAGCUCCGACGGCGAGUGGACGUCGCCAUUGCGCAGAUCGUUAACCCAGCACGGGUCAAGGAGCAGCUGGUGGAGCAGCUCAAGACGCAGAUUAGAGACCUGGAGAUGUUCAUCAACUUCAUCCAGGAUGAGGUGGGCAACCCUCUAUUGUGUGACGGAACGCACAGUCAGCAGCCCCUAGCUGCUUCUGCCAAGGCCAGAACCCCCAGAGGGAAGAGGACAGUAGACCCGGAGCAGGCGCAGAGGAUGCGUGAGACAGGGCUACAGCUGAUCCAGAAGGCGCUGGCCGUGCUUCAGAUAUUCGCCGCCAGCCAAUUCGGCUGCUCGGCCGGCCAGGUGCCAUCAGGCGUGUGGCCCCAAGAGUCGGCACAGCGUGACUACGGUCCUUUAUUACGCCGUCUGGAGGUGGUCGUAGACAAGGUUCGUGUGCUAGGCUCAGGCCGCCAACCAAGCCAGGAGCACGUGGUCAACUACACCGGGAACUCAGCUGUGGGACUGCGUGAUGAUCUUACUACGUGCGUACGCAAAGAGCUGGCCCUGGUUCUCAAGGACUUGUUGGCGCACGGUCUGGUGUCACCAUCCCAGACCGUGAGCUUGGUUCUGGCGCCAAUAUCCUGCUUGCUGCCCCACGGGACCACGACAACCCAAACCAUGCACCCCUGGGAGCUUUUCGUCAAGUACUACCACUCCAAAAAUGGCAAGGCCUUCGCAGAGUCGCCUGCCCGUCAGCUCUCACAGUCCUUUAGCCUGCCAGUAGCGGGCGGCCCUGUUACCAUCACCCCCAAACAGUCCCUGCUGUGGGCCAUCCACACAGUUUUGAAGGAGCACGGGCGCUACAAGCGAGGCCCUGACACCGAGUUCAAGGCACUGGUGUGCAUGGCGCUCAACGAGCAGCGGCUGGUCUCCUGGCUCAACCUGCUGUGCAAGGCAGGCACGGUGGUACACCCACACUACCUGGCGUGGAGCUACAUGGCACAGACCGGCUUCGAGGGCGCCCUGCGGAUUCUCGGACGCAUCAGCCACCUCAAGUUCGAGUUACCCGUCGACCUGGCUGUGCGGCAGCUCAAGAACAUCAAAGACGCUUUCUGAGAACACCAAACUGAGACGCAACGAGGGGAAUGAGUCAAGGUGUGGACAAAAUAUUUUGGAGCACAGUCCAGAAGCAGCCAUUUAGCAAGAAUCCUGUAAUAUUUUUGCAACCAUUUAUUUUAUUUUCUUGAUUGUCAUUGUCGCAUUUCAAUUUUUUUUUUCUAAAAAGGGUUAGUUAAAAUGUAUUUAUUCUAAACAUUUUUUAAAAUGAAUGUGUCUCAUAACGUAACUAGUUAUUUGUGUGAUUGUAAAUAAAACGAAAGCACACGUACACAUUUAACAGUUUUGUUUCCUUCAUCAAAUAACUAUAAAUACAAUUAAAGAGAAUGAGAUAUGAAUUUCACAAAAUAUACAACAGUGCAGUUUAUGUAAUUGGUUCAUUGAUUUAUUGUAAACAAAAUAUUAGCUUGAUUUUAAAUAAUUGGUUGAGUGUAGUUAAAUUAUAAAUAGCACAAUGCUUGUAAGGAAAUAUUGGUUGUGGCAACUUGCAAGUAUCUUCUCCCUGAAUGUAAACGCCAUAGUUGCUAUUAAAGUGCUCUCUAAACGUGGAGUAUGGUUAAAAGUGCUGACAAUUGUACCAGCAACAGAUCAGGCUAGUAAUACCACAUGUCGUUUUUGUCCUACUAUAUUAUUUAUAUACAGAAGAAUUUAUUCAUUGGACUGUGUCGGCACACUUGUAAAGUGGCUGUCAGGAUGAAUUCUACAUAUGUAGCUAUUUGUUUUUCCCCCUCUUUAUCCUGAACAAUAAUAUAUUAUGUAUAUUACGUUUGUUUUAACUCCUUCCCGUCAUGUUUCAUGCAGAGAACAGUUAUAAACAUUAAAUGUGAUAAAACUACUGA